AUGACGUGGUACGCGGAAAGACAGGCAGAUAUGGUAGUUCCUUGGCCAGAGCAACAGGGUGAAGCAUGUCUUCCAAUCUCACGUUGUAAACAAGCAUAUCUACCAGUCUUGUACAUCCGGUGUUCACCCAAUUCAGAGCUGAAAGAAUUACACGAGGAAAGACAAAUAUACUCGCCCGAACGCGGGUCUCUUCUACUCAAGCAAUCUCAGCCUGAAUUGGAAAAUCGUGUCGCCAUACCUAGGGCGAAUACGUUUGGAAAAACGACACCGGAGAACGGACGACACGGACUGCAACGUGAAGGACGAUGGAUUUUGGACAGCCGGACUCGAGGAGGUGAAAAGCCAUUCAAGGAGGUGAAGGUGAAAGUCCUACAACGACAUCCGAGAAGGCCCAGAGAUACACAUAAAGAGAGCUUUACUUCAAAAGAAAAGCGAUUAUAUGAUGUAACUUGUUCAAGAGAACAGGUACAGUAUCAUAAUAUUAAACGCAACUGGAAUCAUGCUUUUAAGUAUCACACAGGAGAAAAUAUACUUAGUUUGAAUAAAAAAAUAAUGUUCCUAACAUUGAAUAUUAAAUUAUUCUACGAUUGCAAAGCAAUAAAUUACGGUUGCCACGAUGAAUUACAGUAUAGAAAUAGCCUCUGGAGUCGUCUGCGCAAAUUAAAUAGGCUAGAAAAAAAUAACUUGAAU
Messenger RNA from Gryllus bimaculatus (two-spotted cricket), 690 nucleotides. The record is from the annotation of a GenBank genome assembly. Lineage: Eukaryota; Metazoa; Arthropoda; Insecta; Orthoptera; Gryllidae.